This is a messenger RNA of Cimex lectularius (bed bug), 3492 nucleotides long. RefSeq lists its product as uncharacterized. Lineage: Eukaryota; Metazoa; Arthropoda; Insecta; Hemiptera; Cimicidae. The record is from RefSeq and is a predicted model, not a curated record. The transcript has 2 exons. Bases 1434 to 3455 code for a protein of 673 amino acids.
UUUUAAUUUCCAGGAUUCUAAUCCAUAUAACGACCAUUCUCCAAAGGAAUUUCACUCUCAACAGUCAGUAUAACUGUUUGGAGUAUCAUAUAGUCAGUUUUCUUAAUUUUUAUAUUUCACUCACAUUAUAACUAUUUUUAUUACAGCUCAAUUUUUCCAUUGAUCAUUCUAUUAUCACAGCAUCAACGGUAUAUCGUAUGUUGUACAAUUUAUUUUUAAGCCCUCUGAAAUUUCUGAGAUAACUUGACUUGUGCAUUCAGCGUAUUUAUUGAAUAGGGCAGGUGAAAAAAUAAAUCCCGGGCGAACUCCUCUUUUAUACUCAACUGCCCCAGAAAUUCGUCCGUUCUCAUCUAUAAUCUCUUUGAUCUUUUGAUAUAAUCUUCUUAUAAUUUGGACAUCAUUAACGUCUAGAACUUAAGGGGGAUUCGACAGUUUCAUUUCAAUCGUAAAGUGUUAUGAAAAUAGUCACUGCCUUUUCAAAAAAAUUGUCUUUUGACUAGUUCUUCCAAUGGAGACGGAAGAUAGAAAUCUUUUGCCAUAGUGUGUUUUAAAUGUCCCAACAUACCAUGAGGUCAUAUCCACCUAUCCCGGAAGUAACGAUGCAAAUAACGUCUCACCUGCAAAAAAGUGUGUGCGGGGCAUCGAUCAAGCUGGAGAAUCAUUCUUUGUUGCUGUUGCAGAAGAACAUAAUCUAACAGUGUUGGCGAAAUCACCACAGAAAAUUGAGGAACUGAGUACCAUUUACACGAGUUUCGUAGAAAUAAGGCACAAUUUAUUUAUUUGUGAACCACCUGAUAAUGAGUACAAAAUUCUCGGAUUUUCCUCUGCCAUCGAUUGAAAUUUCCAAAUGAUUAGUAUGCCAUUAAAGGUGAACUUGAAUUCAUCAGACCAUAGUUUGUAUGAAAGGACGUUUUCUUCAGCCCCCAAAUCGACAAUGGUCCAAGGAACGUUACACGCCUGUCAUAUUCACAGUCCCGAAGUCCCUGGUCAAGAUGAGAGUUACGUUUUAAAUUUGUUUUAAGAGUUACGGCUUAAAAUUGUAAGUCCGGAGUACAUCAUUUUGUUUGUUUAAAAUCUUAAAACCUUUCCAAAAUUUCGGAACAACGUUGGUUCAAGAGAAAUUGAGCCGUACUAUCUAAAAUGACACUGUCUUUAUAAAAGAAAAACGUUACUGCUAACAUUUUUUAAGAAGAUACAAAAGCUUUUUUGCACUAUGAAAACAGAUCAGGGAUCUUUUUUUAUGAAAUACGCUAAUCCAAAAUUCAAAUAUUUCAAGCAGUUAUCGACUUAUUUUCUUAAAACUAACAAAUCUUGCUAUAUGGGCAAUCGUCAAUCAUAUGGUGAACUCAAAUAAUACACAUGUUUGUUUGUAUUUAAUAUAAUUUGGUAAUCGUUACAUUGUAAAAUUACGACAGAAGCUUCAAAACAACAAUAUGCCUAUCUCUGUGUUAGGACACAGUUAUGAAGAGUACAAGCGUAGACGGACUGUUAUGAAGCAGUCGAGGAUGACAUCGGCCGAGGUAGGGUCAUUCCCCCCUUUCGUCGUAGUAUUAGCAGUGUUUGCUUGUUGGAUGGAGGUAAUAAUCCGAUUUAUGUAUCGUUUUAUGUCGGAAUUUGAAAUCUUUACGUUGAAAGUGCCUCACAACACUGUCCUCUUGAGAAAUUGCUACUGGGAUUUAACCUAUGGUAUUAUAACAUUGAUUUUAGCAUGGAUAACUGAUUCGCACGUCGGGAAGCUGCCAGUCAUAUUCUGCGGUUUUAGCAUUGUCUUAAUCGGCAUUUACUUAAUGGCUCUGGCAUUUUCUCUUAUCGGCGUUCUAGGAAACCAAUCUAUCUUACUGACCGUGAUAUACUACAUGGGGAAAAUGCUCAUCUAUACCGCUUUUCCUGUAAACCCGGUCUACAUUGUAUUUGUGCUUGACCAGUACGAAAUAACUCAAGACGUCAAGUUUAUAGAAAACAUGUGCGUCCUUAUAGUCAUCGCCAGAAACUCUAAACUUAUACAUCGCCAUUUCAAAGAGAGGUCCAUCGAAUCCAUGAUUGAAUGCUUUAUGACUUACGGUUACCUCACUGACAACAAAGUCCGUCGGAACAGAAGUAAACUACUAUUAUGGAGAGCUGCAGCAAUGAGCACAAAUUCUGGUGGGUUCAGUUUUCGGAUGCCUUCAAUGGACGAUGUAGACGUGAUCGAGUAUAUUCUUACUCACGAAGUGAUAGUACGCACAACCAGUUUGGUGCAACUUCUUGCUUUUUUAUCGCCUUUUGUCGGUUACUUUUUCAUUGUAAAAAUGAUUUACAUCAGUUGGAUAACCGAGGCGUCAGCGUUAUCACGAUGGGAAUUUAUGUUGUCUUCUAGAACGGUAGACAUGACCGUCUCCUUUUUGUCCGUAAUCACAAUUUUAGUCUUCGAAUUCAUAAUAAUUCCGUUUUUUUUCACAAAAGACACCAAUUACAAAAUGGCCAUUAUCUACUUUUCAAUAGGACAUGUUCUGAUUGGCGGAGCCCUAAUAACUGUUUCUGGCAUUGAAAUGAUGAUUUACAGCCAACAGUCUUUCGUAGACGUGGGCACUUUGACAAUACACAAUGCAUUGAACGUUUCGAGUACAAUAGAUUCCCAAUUCACCGGCUCGUUAACUGUCAGCCCAGGAAAAUCGCACUACGUGAGCAACAUCGAUGUGGACGAUGAGUAUGGCAUAUGUCGCGGAAUAAUUUAUAACUCACGACUCUCGUGGCAUUUGGGGUUAUCAUUUCAGUCUUUGGUCGUGAAGAAAAACGACGUUGUCAUUUAUGUGAUCAGGACCGACGGUGAUCUUGUCAGGGUGGAUGAUUUCGAACCGGAGUUUAACUUUACCAACAAACAUUCCAUGACCCAAUUGCUUUUCAUUAACGCCCUGCCCGAUUCACCAGAUCUGGAGCUUCUCUUCGAAGGGCUGACAUUGAGAGGUAAACCGGUUUCACAUACAAUCAAAAUGCCAAAACUUACAAAGCAAAAAGUUUUUUUCUUGGAAUCGGGAACGUACCAAGUAUCUUCAGAGUUGUACAAGAACAGUUUUAAGUUUCAUUUCAAGCCGAAAUCGUACAGCCACGUCAUUUCCGGGGACACCAUCAUGAAAUAUGACGUCGAUCUUCCUACUCGGGUUGAUGCCAUCUGGGACCUUCCGCCGAUGGCACUUUAUAGCAUGUCCACAUCAAUCGUUCUCAUUUACUACUUACGGUUUAUUUUUGUACACUCACCGCCCCCAAUUAGAGUAUUUUGUUUGGCGUUGUUGUCCUUCGAUGUCCACAUCGUCAACGCCAUUCUCGCUGUUUAUUGGACCUACAGAAAACUCAAUUUGUUGAAGAAAGAUUAUUUAAUUUUUGGCGGGUGUUAUCUGACUAACAUCGUUCUAUUCGCAGGUGUAAUUCUUUCUGUUACAUUGAAUAAACCUUAUGUGGGAACAAAUGUUUCAAGAUAAUUUUUUAUUUUGUUUUUUACACAUUAUAAUUUUUCAC